Neltuma alba is the source of this 2515-nucleotide messenger RNA. RefSeq names its product protein GRAVITROPIC IN THE LIGHT 1. The transcript has 3 exons. Lineage: Eukaryota; Viridiplantae; Streptophyta; Magnoliopsida; Fabales; Fabaceae. Bases 608 to 1990 code for a protein of 460 amino acids. The record is from RefSeq and is a predicted model, not a curated record. Gene Ontology annotation, biological process: response to red or far red light; negative gravitropism.
GGAAACUCCAUUCGCAUUCAUUCUUCAUUUCUUCUGGCUUUUGAUCCUCGUAUAAAGUCUUCCUUUUAGUAGCAUCAUCCUGUUUUACGUCAAGGAGUUUUUUAUGGGAUGUGGUGCUGGUAGUAGGAAACAGAAUCAGAAGCUUCGGGCUUGUGAUUCUCGUUUAAAGUCCAAAGUCGGUGUUUUGUUUUUCAUAUCUUCUAAAGGGAACAUCUUUAUGGUUUAGACGCGUUUUCGUUUUAUUCGCUGGCUAAAAUAUGACACGUUCUGGUUUUUCCUUUGAUAAACUGUAUCCUAAUUUUUGAGUUUUCAUUUGGGCAACUAGGUGUUGUGCUAGUACUGGUAUUACUCAAUACUCAUUGUUUUUCGCCUUUUAUGGUGUUCUGUUGUUUUUGUGUUUGGAGAAAAGUCUAUUCCUUUGUGCUCUUUUGUCCAUGUUUUUGAUUCUACCCUUUUAUCAGUCUUUGGUUGCAGGCUCUUUCAAGGUCGCAGUUAUAGGGGACAUGUAUUUAAGUGUUGUUACUCUGUUUUCUUGAGUUUUACGUUUCCAUAAUGAAGAGAAGUUGACGCUUUCUUUUCCGCCCGAUUUCGCGGCAUAAUUUAGAAGAUGGAAUCAGUUAAACCAUCAGCAGUUGCACCAAGAAAGAGUAAAUUGGGUCGCACGUUUGCCAAGGUUCUUCACAUUAAAGCACUCACUGGAUUUGCGCAAACUGAAGGACAAAAGAAAGUUAAGACUGAAGCAAAUCUCAAGGAUGAAGGUAACAGCUUGUGUCGUAACUUUGAAAAUGAAGAGCUUCAAGAAAGAUUAGCCGCAGAAGCUUCGCUAGCAAAAGUAUUUGCCAGCAUUUCUUUUGUUAAGGCUUCAUAUGCCCAGCUUCAAUUUGCUCAAUCUCCUUAUGAUCCAGAUGGGAUUGAAGCUGCUGAUAAAUUAAUAGUCUCUGAGUUGAAGAACUUGUCUGAGCUAAAGCAGUGUUACGUCAAGAAACAGUCAGAUCCUUCACCUGAGACAGCCAUUCUCGCAGCUGAAUUGAAGGAGCUGCAAAGUGUUAACAAAACCUUCGAGGUUACGGGGAAGAAGCUAGAAUCUCAGGUAAGGCUAAAGGAAUCUGAGAUUAUAUUUCUAAGGGAGAAGUUAGAGGAAGCUAACAAGCAUAACAGAAUGAUGGAGAAGAGAUUGAAUCAAAGUGGCUCAUUAUCUAUGCUUGAUAAUCUGCAUAUAUCUGGAUUAAGUUCUAGCCAUUUUAACUCUGUUCUUCGCCACACAAUAAGGUCGAUCAGAAGUUUUGUAAGGUUGCUUGUGGAUGAAAUGAGAUCCGUUGGGUGGGAUAUUGAUGGUUCUGUGAAUGCUAUUCAUAGGAACAUUGUCUACUGGAAAGAAGAUCACAAGUGUUUUGCCAUUGAGUCCUUCGUUUGCAGGGAAAUGUUUGAGUCUUUCCGGCUUCCUAACUUCUCUAUUCAUAGUGGAAGUCCUCCAGAUAGGAAUGAUCAGCAGAAGCUGUUCUAUGAGAGAUUCAAUGAGCUGAAGUUCAUGAAAGCAAAAGAAUUUCUUUCUGAGAAGCCAAGAUCAUCAUUUGCCAAAUUCUGCAGGGCCAAGUACCUAAGGCUUGUUCAUCCAAAGAUGGAGUUGUCACUUUUCGGUAACCUGCGCCAGAGAGACCUUCUAAAUGCUGGGGAAUUUCCUGAUACUAGCUUCUUCACAUCAUUUGCGGAGAUGGCUAAGAGGGUAUGGCUCCUGCAUUGCUUGGCCUUCUCCUUUGAGCCUCAAGCUUCAAUCUUUCAAGUGAAAAAGGGGUGUAGGUUCUCUGAAGUGUACAUGGAUUGUGUGAAUGAUGAUGAUUUUUCCGACCAUACACAAGUCGCUUUCACUGUUGUUCCAGGAUUCAGGAUAGGUAAAACUGUUAUACAGUGCCAAGUUUACCUCUCACAGUCCCAAAGCAGGGUAGAAAAGUACACUUCGGCCAAACAAAGGCAGCCCCAGUUCAGGCCCUGACCCUACAAUAUCAUAUGGCGGGAAAAUUCUCAGAUUGAUUUUACACAGGAAUCUCUCUCGUACAUUGAACUGGAAGCCAUUGUUUUCUUUCAUGAAAUCUGGGGGAAGGACAUGGCCCGUGCAGGACUAAAGAAUCUCUGUGCCUCUGAUACAAUGAACUGGAAGCCAUUAUUUUUCUCUCUUGUGAAGUUUGGCGGGAAGGACAUGGCCUGUGCAUGGCUGAGUGUGUUGGUGGGGGCUCCUUGUCCAUUUGUAUUUUGUCAAUUUUGAAUAGGGAAGCGCGUGGACCGUUGCAUUGGGAACAACCCUUUUUCACUUCAGAAUCUUUUGGUUUUAGUAUCAUGCUUGUUUUAAAUUUCUCAGACACACCCUCACCUCAAGUUUUUUGUUGAUAUUAGGCCAGGUAGUGGCAUAGGGUCUGUCUAGCUGUUCUGCACAUCUUUACAAGACAUUGCAUGAUAUAAUAUAUGUACAGAAUGAUAUAUAUGUAGCUGGUAGUUUCAUAAUCCUCUCUCUCUCUCUCUC